AUGAGGCACUUGGAAGCGGCGCUGGCCCUGCUGCUUUUCCUGGUUGCGGCCGAGGCCGCGACGCAAGGGGCUUGCCCCACGAGGUGUCAGGAGGAAUGCGCAAAAAUGUGCGCCGACCCGUUUGACUACAAGUGUGCUGCCGAGCCGUGGCGGCACAUGCGGGUGUGCGGCUGGGACGGCCAGCUGUACAGAAACGAGUGCUGCGCUCGCUGCGCCGGCACCUACACCCGCGCCUUCUGCUCCGUGCCGCUGGCCAAGGCCACCUUCCCCAACAGCAACCCCAAGCUGUGCACGUUGUACUGCGGCGCGGAGACGGACGUCAUCAGCCUGACGGCGGUUGGGGAGCAGCCCGCGGUCGUCGCGGCGGCGAUGCAAGAGGCGCAAGCGUGA
This is a messenger RNA of Chlorella variabilis, 390 nucleotides long. RefSeq lists its product as hypothetical. The transcript has 2 exons. Bases 1 to 390 code for a protein of 129 amino acids. NCBI's taxonomy places the organism in Eukaryota, Viridiplantae, Chlorophyta, Trebouxiophyceae, Chlorellales, Chlorellaceae. The record is from RefSeq and is a predicted model, not a curated record.